AUGGGGCCUUAUCAACCAGAUAUAUUGGAGUAUCCGGCUACAAAAUUUGGAAAUCAAAAUCGUCGGUUUCAGAAAAAAUGGUUUCAGAAAUUUCAUUUGUUAGAGUAUUCGCCUUCAACAAAUAAGGCAUAUUGUUUUUAUUGUUUUCUUUUUCUGAAUGAUAUUAAUUCAUCUAAUAUCUCGGCACUAGUCAGUGAAGGAUUUGACAAUUGGAAAAGGGUAAACCAAGAAAAAACAUGUGCAUUUCUUGCCCAUAUUGGUUCUGCAGCUUCUUCGCCUCAUACUAUGUCUGAGAGAAUGGCUGAAAAUUUGAUGAGACCCUCUCAGCAUAUUGAUAAUGUGAUGUAUGUUCAAGCUAAAGAAGUAAAGGAGAAAAAUCGUUUACGUUUGAAGACCUCAAUUGUCACUGUUCGAUGGCUAGCACUUCAAGGUUGUGCCUUUAGAGGUAACAAUGAAUCUCUAUCUUCAUCUAAUUGUGAGAAUUUCCUUGAAUUGGUGAAGGCUUUUGCAAAAAUGAGUACGGAAAUUAAUGAAGUUGUACUUGAGAAUGCUCCAAAAAAUGCCCAAUAUAUUGCUCCAGAAAUUCAGAAAGAUAUUUUACAUAUUAUAGCCAAUAGAGUACGACAGAUGGUUCGUGAAGAAGUUGGAGAUAAAUUCUUCUGUAUUCUUGUUGAUGAAGCACGAGAUAUAUCUAAACGAGAGCAAAUGGCCAUUAUCUUGAGGUUUGUGAGCAAUCAUGGGAUUUUGACAGAAAGAAUUUUUGCUAUCAAAAGUGUUAGUGAUACUACCUCAUUGAAUUUGAAAAAAGAAAUAUCAAAUGUUCUUGUUCAUCAUGAUCUACAAGUUAAGAAAAUCAGAGGCCAAUGA
This is a messenger RNA of Zingiber officinale, 867 nucleotides long. Its product is annotated as zinc finger MYM-type protein 1-like. Bases 1 to 867 code for a protein of 288 amino acids. The record is from RefSeq and is a predicted model, not a curated record. The transcript has a single exon. NCBI's taxonomy places the organism in Eukaryota, Viridiplantae, Streptophyta, Magnoliopsida, Zingiberales, Zingiberaceae.